AUGCCCCCGAAAAAGGGAGCCAACGAUCAACCCUCCACCAAGGGUGGAGCUGGGAAGGGGAAGGAUCGCACCGAGGCCCAGGUCACGCGUGUCGAUUUUGGCCUGCCGUCCUCCAUGGUCCAGACGUUGCAAUCAAUUUCGUCGAGGGCAACACAGGACCUUUGGGGACAAGGAUCCUUUACGACAGAUGGUGCAACAGUGGAACAGUUGGCACAGCGAACAGCCAACACCCUGGGCCGCCUUUCCAAAAGACUCAAUGGCAACAUGCGCGCCAAAAAGGACCGACAAGAUGCGCUGACAGCCUGGGUUUCUAUGCUCAGCCAACAUUUGUUGGGCCUGACGCAUCGAGUGGAUGCCCUGUCUCGCAAGGUGGACGAGGACACAAUUGCUGCAGCCGAGGAGCUCCGUCAUGUCUCGGCAGCGCAACCGUCUGCAACCACCAACGAGCAGCUGGCGAGAGCAGAACAGGCCUUGGGUCCUGUUUGGACGGAUCCGCAGGUGCAGGAGGUACAUCGGCUCGCUGCUGCCCUCAAGGCGUUUGCUACUACGAACCCUUCAUCGCUGGACAUGCAUCCUGGCCCUGGGGGCUCUGUGGCUCUUUUGCCACGUGGCACCCUUGGGGCCCCCCUGCAGCCGGCCACUGCUAUGUCUGCAACUCUGAUGCCACCGGUCCCGCUUGGCCCACCUGCAGCACAUCCUGGUGGCUUUGGGAGCGGUGGAUCGGAGGCCAGCUUCGGGACCCCAGAACGCUCGACAGGCGUCGGAGAGUCGGAGGCGCGCAGUGGCAGAUGGCGCAAACGCAGUGGUGGCGGCGUCGAGCGGCCCUCCAAGAGCCCCCGGCGCGAUCUGCCACGGCCUCCAUGGCCGCGGGAAUCUACAGGCCGUACACCGGAGGCACCUCCGCGAGCUCCGGUCACUGUGGUGGCAGACGAAGGCUUGGAUGGCCAUGCUCCGUUGAAGUGCACGGACGUCUUGCCGCGGGUCCGGCAAGGACUUCUGGUUGCCAGCUUGCUGACCACAGGAGGCCUGCUGGAUCCCUUCUCAUUUGCACCCUCUACGGCCCAGGAAUGGCUGUUCCCCAGCCUCUUGCUGGAGGCCGAGGUGCAAUUGCGCGGCUUCGUCGCCCGGGAUGCCUCACAGGACCCACGUGUUCAAGUCCUACUGCGCCUGCCUUCCCCGUUCCUUGGUGCAGCGCUGGCCGAGGAACUGGACAAAGAACUCGAGUGGCGGUGCCUCAUCUUGUGCAUAGCUCUGUACAGAGUAGCCGUUGUCAGUGAGCGUUUCCUGGCCACAUACGGACCUCAGCUCUCGUGGCGCCGCUCGUGGCAGCUUAGCUGUACCCUGUCAGCGACAGCUUGGUGGGUGGCAGCUCUCUUUGGGCCGCCUACCUCCAUGUUUGCCUGCGCUUGCAUCAGUGAACUUUUGGCCUUCCUCCCUGGUCUUGCCCUGGACUUGGGCUCUACGCGCCUUGGCCAUCUUUGCACUUGUGCUUGUCCUGGCGGCUUCGCUUCCCGGAUGCUUGGUCGUGCACCCGGAAUGGGACUCCGUGCCGUCGUGUUGGCAGCAGUCGCUGCAAAAGCCGAUCGGGUGCUCGUGUAUCUGGCUGCCGUCGUCUGGGAACGGCCCUUUUCCUCGGCUACCUCUCGGUUGUGGAUGGCUCGACUUUGCACCUUGGUGUUCUCCUCGCAGCCUCCUGCUCGCGGUUUCCGGAGGCGGUGCAACUGCAUGCACAUGGGUUUCAUGAAGGACGUCCCGUUCUCAGCACAGGUCCUGUCUUGCCCACUCCCUCUGUGGAUGCUAUGUGUGAGGUUUAUCCAGUCGGCCGGACUGGUAAUCUUCUUCUUCCCCGCACGGACCGCAACCGCCGACACUUGGCUGUCUUCGUCGGCACUCCUCCGGGAGCGCCUGUUCUCGAGCCUUGCCCCGUCCCGUUCCUUGUGGAUGAAUGGCUCCAUGGUCCUCUCCUGCACGCUCGGUGAGCAGCUCCUGUUGUCCCCUGUUACCUGCACCUGGCGCCAGGUGUGGCUCCCGGUCGACCUCAGGUCUAUUGCUCAGCUUGCCAUGACAGCCCAGGAGGUUCGUGCUGACCUGGUCAGCCUCCCCACCUAUCCUACAGGCCCCGAGGUUUUCCACGGUACCGUGCAUCCUGGACUUUCGUCCAGUUGGCUGGUCCUCACCGGCAACUUCCCUCUAGUCUUAAUGUUCUUCCCACAUGUCUUCCGACAGGACUCCUCGUCCUCCUCUGAGGAACAGGCUGAUGCGACGCCUGGGUCUGCCUUUGAUGACGACCCGGAAGGGGACUUCGGCGAAGGUCCCUUGUGGAGGCUUGAAUUCUCCGGUUUGGGCUCCGCCCGUGAGGCUGCUGCCGAGAUUUACCGCCAGGCCAUUCGUUUGGGGCGCCCCCAGGUUGUUGCUGCGUCUGCAGGCCCCACCAGUGUUGUCUGUGCGGAGUUACCGUCUGAUUACACUGCCGCUCAGGUUUUGCGCAUUGCGCAACAGGCUUGCGAGGCGGAAGAGGUGCAGAUCUUGAAGGGCUUUGCUCAUCGCCUCCGACACGGCGAUGUUGUCCGGAUCGCGGCUGGUGCCACAGCUCGCACACUGGAUGUGUCAGCCUUUGUUCUCCCUUCCGACUCUGAGACGGCAUCCCGCUGGUUACAGACUUCUCGGCUGGUCUCCAUCCUUCACCCUAGCGACGGAGUACUCACCUUUGAGGUCCCGCGCUCGGCCGAUCUGACCACCCCGUUACUUCGGGCCCUGCUUGGCACCAGUAUCCCUGGGAAGCAUGUUUUCCUUGAAGUGCCAGGGGCCGACGCCCUGCCCCACUCCACCUUUGCUGCGGUGCGCCCGGGUCAGGACUGUAUCAUUUACAGGCUCACCGAUGUCCACGACCCCUCCGCGGUGGGGCUUUUCAUGGCCUUCGCGGGUGUGUUUUCGUCCUUCCCAGUGACGGGAGGACUGCCAUUUCUGGGUAGUGCACGCCCCGACCUUGUCAGUCUCUGGUGCGACGCGUGGCACGUCAAGUGCUUGAUAACUUGCAUCCCGGGCUUCACCGCAUGGGCCCUUCGAGAGGGCAGCAGCCUCCUGGGUAUGUGCACUCCGGCCCCUUCGUGGGAAGCUGUUGCCACCGCUCUUGAUAUCUCGCUGUGGGAGCUUCCGCACACGUUCCUCUCGGAUAACCAGCGUGUCUGGCCGUAUCCAAGUGAGCUCUCCGCCGUUGCGACUCGAUGCGUCAGCGUCGGCUAUGACUCGCAUGAAGGAGUUGCCCAACUCUGGACCUUGCCGGAUGGCUGCCUACAGCUGCGCAGGGACUUCGCCAGGCCUUGCACGAUGUCGUGGACGCAUGAGCUGAGCCGACAGACCUAUGGCUUCGCGGUAGCCUCCCCACAUCUUGGGGCCUACAUCGCUCGCACUUGCCCUUCCUCCGAGGUCCAAAUGCACCUCUGGCUUCCCGGACAAGGCCCUAUUCAUCUGCGUGUGGCGGCGCAGCACCUAGGUGCCCACUUAGGAGCCUACUUAGGGGGUUUCUUGCCGGCCUGUGAAUACGGUCUCCACGCCUUCGACUCUAACCCUCAGGUUCUUGAUCUUAUCAUCGCCCCUCCUGGUGCAGCCGCGUGGUGGAUUGUGAAAGAUACGAUUGGGUGCGAACUGUUGCGACCCGUGGUACAACACUACGUCUCGCAUUGCUCCUUUUUCUUCUGUGCCAUCGAGCCUGACGGUGCCGUCUACAGCGUGGAGCCAUCAGCAGAAGUGAGGUUCAUGACCCCAAGCCCGCAUGGAGCCCGAGCCCUUGUUGCUAAGGUCCUUCCUGGUCUCGUGGGUAGGGUGGUUGACGGGGUCCUUCAGGUUGUAGCCGCCAAGGCGGGCUCAAUGUCGCUUGCGGGAGGCUUGGCUCUUCUCUUGCUCAGUGGCCAAGCCGCCUCGAUGCAAACCGUUCCGGAGCUGCCCCUGGUACCAGCCGUUGAGCCGCCCACUCUGCCUGCGAUCAUGCGCAUCUGGACCCUCAAUGUCCGCCAGCCUGUGGAUCUACCAUGGCGGGCCGAAGGUUACCCCACCAGGUGGUUGCGUGAUCUCAUGCGCCGUUUGCACAGCAUCGAUGAUCCCGGCGAGUUUCGGUCCACGUGUGGCCCCCGGGACAGCGGCGUCCAGCAUGUUCUGUUUGUACCAUUAGUGCCCCCCACUGUGCCGCGCAAUCGCUUUUGGCUCUUGCACUGGGGUGAGGCGGCCGUCGUUGCCUUUGGUCACACCCCCUUCAGUUGGGAUGUCGUCUCGGCACAUUUGCGCACGCUCUUUCCGGGGGGCCAAGUCCCCGACCGUUGCCCAGCCAUCGCCUACGCCGGUGCCUUUUAUCCCCCGGGUGCUGCUUUGCCAGACCUCCCGUCUGGGGCAAUUAUCCAGCUUCUAACCGGAGCUCUGGCUCGUGUCCCCAGUGAAGACGACCCUUGGCAUCCUGAACCUUAUGUUGUGGACGGCCCGUGGUUCCAACAUGUCCCCAGCAAGGGACCUGCACUCGAGCCCGCAAUUCUCAUUGAUGCUGGGGGCAGCAGGCGGCCCGACGGCUACGUGCCAACUACAUUGGUUGACCAGGGCACUCAAACCGAUCUGUCGGGCAACGGUACCGGUCUCGAUCAUGCCACAGUUUCUAGAGUGCACUCUCUGGCCCAAGAACUCACCUUCCACACCUCCAGGCUAUGGGCUGGCCUUGCCGAGCCCGACGCAGAGCCUGCUGACUGCGCCGGGCCAGUCUCUCGGCCCCCCGAGAUCACUGCUGCUGCUGCGGCCUUGCCACCCGACGUCGACCUAUUGGAUAUGGGCAGCCCCUCCGGUUGCCAGCGGGGAGCAGCGAGCUCCUGGGCCCUCUUGGUGCUUCUGGGGACGCUUGGUCACCCCCGCCUUGGCCUCCUCUUCAGCCUUCUGCAUGUCUCCCCUCUUUGUCGGGGGUCCUAUAUCCUCCCGGGGUCGGCUAGCUCCGAUGAAGAGCCUGCCCCUAAUACCUCUAACUCCGACAUGGUCGCGGUGAAUAUGUCGUCUGCUAGCUCUGCUCCGACACCAUUCUCUCAACCUGCAGGGCCACCACCUCCUGAUCCUGUCAACGCUCCCUUUCAGCCCCGGCUCCUCUUUCUGCGCGCGGCCCGUCCACUGGAGGACUAUGCUUUGGGCCUGUGGCCCUCUCCUGUUGACCGGGAGCCGGCGGCCGAUGAGGACGCCGUCCGCAGAGUGCACUUUUGCAGCGGCUAUUCCGCUAGGCACACCCUUCUGCAUUCAUAA
This is a messenger RNA of Symbiodinium sp. CCMP2592, 5265 nucleotides long. Lineage: Eukaryota; Dinophyceae; Suessiales; Symbiodiniaceae. The record is from the annotation of a GenBank genome assembly.